Vespa crabro (European hornet) is the source of this 1550-nucleotide messenger RNA. Its product is annotated as mitochondrial RNA pseudouridine synthase Rpusd4-like. Gene Ontology annotation, biological process: pseudouridine synthesis. The coding region runs from base 194 to 1306 and encodes 370 amino acids. NCBI's taxonomy places the organism in Eukaryota, Metazoa, Arthropoda, Insecta, Hymenoptera, Vespidae. The record is from RefSeq and is a predicted model, not a curated record. Gene Ontology annotation, molecular function: RNA binding; pseudouridine synthase activity. The transcript is spliced from 5 exons.
CACACACACAUAUAUAUAUAUAUAUAUAUAUAUAUAUAUAUAUAUAUAUGUGUAUAUAUUGGGAGGUGUUAUCAAUGGAUGCUUCGAUAAAUAUAUUUAAGGUUACAAAGUUGUAUUCAAUGUGAAAAGGAAAAGUAUUCUUUAGUUUUAUUUUAUACGAGACGCAGUAACAAUUUCGUCGGGAUUUUAUGCGAUGGGGACAGGAAAUAUUAAUAUGCCGAAUGUGAUAUUAAAAUUUUCCUUUUUGGCACCAUUACGUACUUGCACGACAAAGAAACAGCGUCAGAAAUUUCUUAAUAGACAUUUCACUGACGACGUAAAGUAUACCGUGAAAAAAGAGAAAAUCAUUCAUCCCUAUCGCAAGUUGCACCCAUGGAAAUCUCAUGAAAGCUUCUCUCAACACUUGUUAAAUAAUGUUAUAUACAACAAAGAUGGAUUGGUUGCGAUAAAUAAACCAUACGGCAUAUCAGCCAGAAAGCCAACGAUUGUAAAUAAAAAUAAUUUCAAUGUUUAUUCCAUAGUGCCAAAUAGCGUGGAUUAUACCUUAGAAGAUAGUAUGCCAUUUUUAGCAGAGAAAUUAGGAUAUACCGAACUGAUUAUAGUUAAAACACCAGAAAAAUUUAUGAGCGGCGUAACGCUAUUAGCUGCGAAUAAAACGUUGCAAGAUGCUAUAAAUUCUUCUUAUCAGAGUUCGAUAGGAAUGAAAAUUCUUAAUAAGACAUAUUGGACUGUUACUUCAAGAGUACCAAGUCAAAUAAAAGGAGUGGAACAUUUGUGCAUGUCGAAGCUGUUUAAUCGAUCAGAAUCUGAAAACAGGGUAGUAAUUGAAGAGAAAUGGAGUAAGAAAGCGGAAAAGCGGCGAGAAAUAAAAGUGUUAAAUAUCGAAUUUAAAAUCAUCUCAAAUUCAACGAACAACCUAAGUUCCUUAAUAGAGAUGAAAGCGUCAACCAUAAAAUGGCAUGCUUUACGUUUGUUCGCUUCAACCAGAUUGUAUACUCCAAUUCUGGGAGAUAAUAUUUAUGGAUCUAGAAUACAAAAUAUCGCAGGCAAAUGGUUAUUAGUAAGUCCAUUUGCAAAGACAAAUAAUAAUUUAGCAGAAGUGAAUCCUAAACUGUUGGAAAUAUUAUAUUUAACUAAAGCUAAACGGGAGCUAAUACCUUGUCACGUUCAUGCUCGAAGCGUAAUUUUACCAAAAUUCAAGGGCGAAUCUUUGACGAUAGAAGCACCGCUAACAUUGCCAUUCGACUGGACUUGCAGGCAGUUGAAAUUUAAGAACAUACCCGAAUUAAGGGAUAUCAACGAAUAGGAAGUCUUCCUCGCGAGCUCGACAACAGCAUGUAUAUAUAUAUAUAUAUAUAUAUGCGGCGCUGGAAUAUUUUCAUCGCAUGUGAAUCCCAUUUGUGAGACACAUUGUGGAUCACAAAUUUGUCGGACAAAGGAAUGAUAAGAAAUAAAAAUUAUUAAUAUUCAUUAUUUCAACAUAUAUUUAAUAGAGACAUUUAAUGAACUACUCGAGAGAUAUUGUGUAAAAUAAUUAAUGACUUAAGACA